UUGGGUGUGACCUCGGCGGCUCUGGAGGAGGAGCAGGUGUGCUCUGACCUCCCUCUGAGCCACAGACAGCGUGACUUGUGUCGUCAGAAGCUCUUCCUGCUGCCGAGUAUUCGGGACGGAGCUCGUCUGGCCAUCGCCGAGUGUCAGAGUCAGUUCAGACAGGAGAGGUGGAACUGCUCCACCACCGAGCAGCCCAGCGUGUUCGGACACGAGCUGACCAGCGGAACCAAAGAAACGGCGUUUAUCUACGCGGUGAUGGCGGCGGGGCUGGUCCACGCUGUCACGCGCUCCUGUAGUCAUGGCAACAUGACGGAGUGCGGCUGCGACGCUCGGCUUCGGGGCGGCGGCUCGCCGGCGGAGGGCUGGCACUGGGGCGGCUGCUCGGACCACGUUCAGUACGGGAUCUGGUUCAGCCGCAAGUUCAUCGACCACAGCGUGAAAAACACGUCGACCGCCACCAGAGGAGGGUACACGCUGAGCACCGCCAACCAGCACAACAGCGAGGCUGGCCGCCAGGCGAUCGUCCGGACGAUGUCCACGCACUGCCGUUGCCACGGCGUCUCCGGCUCCUGUGCGGUGAAGACCUGUUGGAAGACGGUGGCGCCCUUUGAGCGAGUCGGCGUCUACCUGAAGGAGCAGUACGAGCGCAGCGUGCAGGUGUCGGACCGCUCGAGGAGGAAGACGAGGAGGAAGGAUCAGCGGCGCCUCCCCGUCCACGCGCAUCAGCUCAUCUUCUUCAACAAGUCGCCAAACUACUGCGUGGAGGACCCGCGGCGGGGCGUCGCCGGCACCAGAGGGCGCCGCUGCAACCGCACGUCCGCGGGCUCAGACAGCUGCGUCCUGCUGUGCUGCGGCCGCGGAUACAACACGCACCUGGUGAGACACGUCCAACGCUGCGAGUGCAAGUUUGUCUGGUGCUGCUACGUCCGCUGCAGGCGCUGCGAGAGCAUGAACGACAUGCACACCUGUAAAUAA
This is a messenger RNA of Plectropomus leopardus (leopard coralgrouper), 975 nucleotides long. Lineage: Eukaryota; Metazoa; Chordata; Actinopteri; Perciformes; Serranidae. The record is from RefSeq and is a predicted model, not a curated record.